Molecule: messenger RNA, 1577 nt
Organism: Zychaea mexicana
Lineage: Eukaryota; Fungi; Mucoromycota; Mucoromycetes; Mucorales; Lichtheimiaceae
Exons: 3
Coding region: 111-1280 (389 amino acids)
Biological process (GO): regulation of gene expression
Cellular component (GO): nucleus
Source: RefSeq, a predicted model, not a curated record
CGACAAUGGCUGUGGCGGCAACGGCAAUAACCACAAGAUUGAAAUUACUGUACCAGAAAAAAGGUUAAAAGAAGAGAACAAGAUCCGUACCUGUCUACGACGAGACAAAGAUGGACACUGUGAGCACUACUACAUCUUUUGCAAAGCAAAAAGAAGGAUCCGACAAGAACAAGAUCAGUCAAGUACCAUCAACAACGGAACAAGGAGAAAAGGACGUACCAGAGAAAAAGAAGACAACAGCACCAUCAGUCGUGCAAACAAGAGAAGAAGAACAAAAACCAGCUAAUGCACCCCGUUUGGCAACCCGGCGCAGUGCUUUAUCGGAUCGACGCCGGCGGCCCGGUCGACCACCGACCACGAAGCGACUUAUGGAACAACAACAACAACAACCCGCACUUUUACGACGCAGCUCGCGCCAUGUCAUGUCUUACACAAGUGUUGUCAAAUGCAUUUGUGAUACGCCGGAUGAAGAGUUCGGACCUAUGGUUCAAUGCGACGACUGUCAGCGAUGGCUCCAUCUCGACUGUUUAAAAAUGAGUGAAGCCGCAUUGGGCAAAACGUUUCGAUGUCCACUCUGCUUUGUUGCAUUGGGCGGUUGCAAAGAAACGAACAAGCUUGUCAGUUCAAUGACCUGGCGCUUUGCUGCACGUCGACAAAGUGAACAAAUGGCCGCCGCUGCUGCCGCCGCUGCUGCAGCUGCUAAAAAGGGUCCAACCACCGAUGAUGAUGAUGAUGUGUUGUCUUGCUCUUCUGAUGGUGACGAUGAUUCAGAAUCGAAUGAUUAUAACUUGAACAAUGCGCCUCCACCGCCACCUCUUUUGCAACAACGAGGACGCCGUCGUCAUCGUCGCCGAUUUGAAAAGCCACAACCAUCUCAACAACAAGUAGGACGAGUCAUGCUGUCCAUUGUGACACCGCCAUCAUCAUCGUCAUCAUCAACAGCAAUUGAAGCAUUGACCGCAGCAGAAGUAGCAGAACAGCACCAUUCUACGGCCGCCAUGGAUUUGGAUGAUCACUGUAGUACAACCAGUAGCAGUGAUGACAAUAGCCCUAGUGAAGCCAGUACGCCUGAACAAACGUUCUAUCCGACCGAUCCGUUCGAUGCCAUGGAUACCGACAAUCAACAACAACAACAACAGCAAGAACCACAAGAAAUGGCUUUGGAUUUCGAUAGCAUCGAAUUUCUUUCCCGUCUCGUUUAUCUCCAAUCAUUGGAUUCAAUGCAAAAAGAAGUAUUUGCUCCCAACGCAUCUGAUGUAUUCUUGUAUGAAGAUUCGUAAGUUCUCUAUCUCUCUCUCUGUUUGUGUGUAUAAAGACACUCUGUCUUAAGACUAAAUCUGUAAUAGGAAUAACAAGCGGGAUACUGCUACCGCUACGACCUCGGGAGGAGCAGUAGGCGAUCCGGCAACAGUGAUUAUGAUGAAAAAGACAGUAGGAGGAGGCCUUAACACGCCAGGUGUCAUCCCUAGGUACCCAUCCGAUACGUUGCCAUCUUCAAUGUGUCCUCAGCUAUUGAAGGAAUUCUCGUUCGAUUCUGGUCCAUUCUGGAAAACCAUGCGUUGAUUGUCCUUUAAAAG